CUGUUGUAGUUUCGUUGUGGCCGUAGUUCGACACCAUCAGUCGCGUACGAGAUGUUUUAUCAAAACUAAAGCAUAAAGUUUUUAUUAGAAUUUAAUUUGGGUCGAAUUUAUUCACUGCGGCUGAUAUAUAAUCGCAAAUAAAACAUACUCAGUUAAGUGUCACGCAGUUUCGCGCGGUAUUCACGGUGGGACCAGUUUUGUGUGAUAGUUGCUCGUUAGCUUAGCCACCCCGUCAGUGCUAAUCAGCUCGCUGUUUCGUGAGACUUCUCUAUCUGCGUUUUUAACGCAGGAAACAAAAUGGGCACACGGUUACUCACUUAACAGUUGUUCUGAACAACCCCAUAUCUAUGUCCUGGGUGUCAGAGGCUCCAGCUCAUUACCACCAUUGCCUUUACUGCAGAUAUGCUGACCUAGGAACAGCGCAGAGCCACUUCUGUGCAGAGUGACCUGAGCUGACUGUGACCCCGAUUCCUCCCAAACCCUAGUCCCCAUCUGCAAAAGGCCAUGUCGGACAACAUGCCCAACAACAAUGUGCCUCUUAACAAUAACAACAACCGCCUGCGGAACCCCAACAUCAACCAGAACCCCCUCAUCAAUGUUCGUGACCGCCUCUUUCAUGCCCUCUUCUUUAAGAUGGCUGUUACAUAUGCCAGACUCUUCCCUCCAUCCUUCAGGAGGGUGUUUGAGUUCUUUGUUCUUCUCAAGGCACUGUUCGUCCUGUUCAUCCUUGCCUACAUACACAUCGCCUUUUCACGAUCACCCAUCAACUGUCUGGAGGGAGUGAGGGAGCGCUGGCCUCGGGACGGCAUCCUCCGAGUGGAAAUCCAGAAGAAUUCAACCAGAGCACCGGUUUUUCUUCAGUACUACGACUCAAGCUUCCAGGAGGAGAUGGGGGCAGAGGAUACCGGAGGAGGUGUAGCCGGGCUGAGCCUGGCAGCACUGCAGGAGGACGAGGAGGAAGAGGAGGAGAUGACUCUGGAAAUGUUUGACAAUAGCUCUGUGCAUUUUGAGCUGGACCUUGAGCCUCGCCUGAAGCCCUCCCUGGUUGGUGGAGCUGUGGGGGCGGGAGGAGGGGGGCCUGCCGUGAACGAGAGCCAGGACGUCUCCUUCAGCCAGGCCACUAAAGUGUGGCCUCAGGAGGAGUACAUUGUGGAGUAUUCUCUGGAGUAUGGCUUCCUACGCCUGUCUCAAAGCACCAGACAAAGGCUAAACAUCCCUGUCAUGAUAGUCACUCUGGAUCCAAUGAAGGAUGACUGUUUUGGGGAUGGCUUUAGUCGCUUUUUGCUCGAUGAAUUUUUAGGCUACGAUGAUAUUUUGAUGUCCAGUGUCAAGGCUCUGGCAGAGAAUGAGGAAAACAAAGGAUUCUUGAGGAAUGUGGUUUCUGGUGAGCAUUACCGCUUUGUCAGCAUGUGGAUGGCAAGGACGUCAUACCUGGCUGCUUUUGUCAUCAUGGUAAUCUUUACUUUGUCUGUUUCGAUGCUACUUAGAUAUUCGCACCAUCAAAUAUUUGUCUUUAUUGGUCAGUUUCCUAAAACAUCACAUCAAGUGUCAGUUACGUUUGUCCUCAUUGGUAGUAGCUCACAAAAUAUUCUUUGCCUUUCAGUGGACCUUCUUCAGAUGUUAGAGAUGAACAUGACCAUCGCGUUCCCCGCUGCCCCUCUGCUCACAGUCAUUCUCGCUCUCGUUGGAAUGGAGGCCAUUAUGUCUGAGUUCUUUAAUGACACAACAACUGCCUUUUACAUCAUCCUCAUUGUCUGGUUAGCUGACCAAUAUGAUGCUAUCUGCUGCCACACUAACACUAGCAAACGCCAUUGGCUUAGGUUCUUUUAUUUAUACCACUUUGCCUUCUAUGCUUAUCACUAUCGCUUUAACGGCCAGUACAGCAGCCUGGCCCUGGUAACAUCCUGGCUCUUUAUCCAGCACUCCAUGAUCUACUUCUUCCAUCAUUAUGAACUUCCUGCCAUCCUCCAACAAAUCCGGAUCCAGGAGAUGCUUCUUCAGAACCAGCAGGCGGGUCAGAACCACCCCACAGCCCUGCAGGACAGCACAGCUGCUACAGCACAGCCCGGACCUGCUCCCGAGGCUGCUUCUCCCUCACCUGUGACCCCCAGCCCUGAGACCAGGGCUCAGACAGAGCUACAGACUACUGCCUCUGCACCAGCCCCCACCUCAAGCCCCACCACCUCUGAGGCCGCUGCCGGGGACGUCCGCUCUGAGCUCAACUGGGUGGCUCAGACCGCAGCCAUCAUCACUGAGGCUCUGUCUAACUCAGCCCAGCAGAGCAGCACUGUGCAUUACAGGGUCACCGAAGUGGGGUCUGCCUCCACGACAGGGGACAGUGGGACUCUGGGGGCAGGAGAGAUUAAUAUGGAAGUGUGGGUCGGAGGGGCAACACAAAGGAGUGAACCUGACAGCAGUACAGUAGGACAAGAUGUCACAACAGUAAAAAAUAAAAACUCAGUGAUGGAUGCUACAUCCACAGCCACAGCCCCACCGAGCCCCACCUUUGUCAGACAACCGCAGGAAGCACAAGUGGCCUCUGGAGGGAGCCCUAGUCCUUUACAAACAGACUGUACUAUUUUACAGACUUCAGGUACAGACUGGGACUCCAAAGCUGAGCAGAACUCCUCCACUGGCCCUUCAUGAAAACCCCUCACAUCAUCUCACUUAUCAGACUUUGUGCCUCAGCGAGUGAGCUUAUCAGAGGGUUCAAUAAUAAUUACCUGUUUUCUGAGAUUAGUUCUCAUUUUAAGUGAAUCCAAAGCGAGAAAACAGGAUUUUGUCUGGUUGGACCAUCGAUAAUAAGUAGACUAAAAUAAUAACCAGACAAGUUUAAAUCAAUAAAAUCUUUCUUGUUGCAUCACUAGUGUCCGGUCCCAGCUUCAAGUCAGUUCAGUUUUUCAUGCUCCGAAUGAAUUGACUAAAAUAUGAAGCAUGACUCUAAUAAUGAGACCAUAUAGCUGGUUGAGAUCAUUUUGCUUAGUUUAAUCUCCAGUAUGUUAAAUACAAACACAUGUGAAUGUUAAACAAGUUAGGUGUGUGUGUUUUGUACCAGACUGAACUGAAGCACAAGAAUAGAGAUUUUUUCAGAGUUUUAUUAUGAGAACCAAAUUCUCAGAAAAAGUACUUUGGCCAGGACACAAUGGUGAAUGACUGUCCUGUGCCAACAAAUGCCUUAUGAAUGUCCCCAAAUGGACUAUAUAAUGCACAGAUCUGCUUAACCUUACCUAAUACACUUUACCCUCCCUCCCACGAGGGGUGCUGUGCCCUUUUGCAGCGUUAGAAAACUGGCUUUAUUAAUGAUCCAAAUUCUGAAGUCACUAAAUCUGAACACUGGAUGUAUGGUGUGUUUUGCCUGAUUUUGGGGGUGUGGUAAAGAUUGCUGAUGCACACUUGGAAAGAUGACUGUGCCUCUGCAGCAAGAUUAAAGCUUAAUCAUCAAACUCUUCAAAUGUAUUUUAUUGUUCAGUAAAGUUGGCUCACAGCAGCUGUCUGCCCAAA
This is a messenger RNA of Periophthalmus magnuspinnatus, 3501 nucleotides long. It is a transcript of the gene tmem259, whose product is annotated as transmembrane protein 259. Bases 505 to 2646 code for a protein of 713 amino acids. Gene Ontology annotation, cellular component: endoplasmic reticulum. Gene Ontology annotation, biological process: positive regulation of ERAD pathway; response to endoplasmic reticulum stress. The transcript is spliced from 11 exons. Lineage: Eukaryota; Metazoa; Chordata; Actinopteri; Gobiiformes; Gobiidae. The record is from RefSeq and is a predicted model, not a curated record.